UCGGAAUACGAAAAACGCCUUCGUUGACAAGCAGAAAGUGAAAGAAAAGUCAGACGUUACACAACGUACGCUUCGAGGAUAUUUUAUUCUCACCGUUUCAAAAGGACAUUUUCUGUUUCUCCCAUUAUAUUCUGUGGAUAACUGAAGUUGAGAGGAGUGAAAGUCUCUACAGGUAUAGGAGCUGACGCAUCCACUGAAGAGAAUAUGCGCGGAUACUCUCAUUUUUUGAUUCUACUGAGUCACGUAUCAGAAGUCUUGGCCGUAGUCGACAUGAAGUGCAGUGCCGAGAGUCGCGACAGAAGCGCUGUGCUGACAUGUGUAGCAGCUGGAAACUGUGAAGAGCAAGUCACCAUUGCUCACCUCAUGUGGAAAAGGGAUUCAGUGCCACUUGUUACACUGUCAGAAAACGGAAUUGAGAGCAAGGAACCAGAGCGCUUUGAAUUAAAGGAGGAGCCAUGGCAUGCCGAUUCCUGGGCCACUUCUCUGCAGAUAAACAACGUUAAAAGUCAGGACAAGGGAAGGUACAGCUGUAGUGUAAUCACUGAUUGUGGUGUAUGGAAAGGAUCAGUUUAUUUGGACAUUCCAGAAACCGUGGAACUCCCGAAUCCAACACCACCACCACCACCGUCAGCAGAUAAUGGAGUAAUUGGAAAACGGGAACAGGACCCGAUACCCCCUGCUGAAAACACAGGACACCAUAAAGCAGCACUGGCAGGAACCGUUGCAACCCUUGUUGUGCUGAUCGCUGUGUUUGUUGCUGUGCGAAAACGGCAUCUCAUUGAGCAGCAGACGAGCAGGUUGCGGUUCAUUUUCCAUAAAAGAGCCGCACAAGCAGAAGAGGAACAGGAGCAGUACACCAAGAACAUCACGGAAGAGCAUGAUCCAGUGUAGAGAAGAUGGCACAGACACAAAUUUGGGGGUCUCUCCCCACUGCUCUUCCCCCUGUACACCAACAACUGCACCGCUAAAGACCCCUCUCUCAAACU
Scleropages formosus (Asian bonytongue) is the source of this 986-nucleotide messenger RNA. RefSeq lists its product as uncharacterized. The record is from RefSeq and is a predicted model, not a curated record. Lineage: Eukaryota; Metazoa; Chordata; Actinopteri; Osteoglossiformes; Osteoglossidae. Bases 205 to 891 code for a protein of 228 amino acids. The transcript has 5 exons.